AGAGAGAGAGAGAGAGAGAAAACAAAUAGACACGAGUACCUAAUAGGAAAGAGUAUCACUAUUUCGCGACACUUUACGUUUCAUGUCUUGUGCACACGCUGGCAGCUUCUAUUCGGAACGAUAAUUUCACAGCAAAUGGGUAUACCCCUUUCCCAAGCGCCAGACGCAGUUCAAAGUGUUCUCGAACUUGACUAGCAAGCCUCGUUUUUAUUUACUUGUUAUACUUCGCAUUGUUUGCAUUAUGCCACAAAUUCGGAAUCGAACCCAAAACACAGCUGCAUCAGUGUCCCUCGUAUAUCGCUAUCUGGAUCGACAAUUUUGACCUCUCCGAGCACUGCUUACUUUAUGAAACAGUUCUAUUUAUAUCGAAAAUCCCGAUGUUUAUUCAAAACUCUUUGAAUAAUCUCUACAAUUUAGAUGUGCGUGACGCAGCUACAGAACCUCCGGGACAAAAACCGCUUAGGAAAAACAGUGUACAGCAAAUUCUCACAGAGAGAACACAGUUGUACUUCCAGCGAAGCCCUCGUCGACGUCACGUGGUCGUCUUUCAGUCGUCACCGGGGCCAAGUUUUGGCAGACACUUAACGGAAGUGAUUUCUGAGAGCGAAGACACUGAUGCCGACAGUUCAAUUUCCAGUAAUCAAAACGAUGGAUGCGGUUCUGAAUAUUACGUUUCUUCUGCUUCGUCGCAAGAGGAGGAUGGAAACAAUAGUGAAGCCUCUUCGGACUCGCUAGUCUCUUGGGUGGAUCGUCGUCGGACGAAGUUUAGCCAAACAAAGUCAGCGACAAACGUAGAACCAUUCAGCGACGCCGACAAGUCGCAGAAAUGUGAAAAAUCGUUGGCUCAAGAAGCUCAAGAAGUAGGCUUAAAAAGACCUACUCAGUCGAGUGCUUCGGACGGCCUCGACGAUAAGAGCUGCCCCAACCUCAAACGUCACGAUUGUCCCGACUGUGGUAGAAAAUUUCGAUAUCCAGUUCAUGUCGCCCGCCACCAACGGACAGUCCAUGCCGGUGAACGGCCUUACGCCUGUCCACUUUGUUCAAAGGCGUUUACGCGAAAAGAGCAUGUUGAGCGUCAUUUGCUUCACCACUCUGGCCAGCGACCCCACCAAUGUAAGCAAUGUUCGAUGCGGUUUAGUUCGAAAAGCAAUUUAAACACGCAUAUGCGUUUGCACGAUACCGCGAAGCGAGCACUAUUCGAGUGCAGCUUCUGCAAGAGACGUUUUUCCAGCAAAUACAACAGGGACGACCAUCAAAGAAUACAUACCGGCGAACGGCCAUUCUCAUGUCAGUAUUGCGGAAAACGUUAUGCGUCAAAAAGUUCGCUAAAUUCUCAUUGGAAGAGAGGUUGCAGUGAGGAAGAUUGAAGAUCGCUUACUACGCAGACGGUGCACGGUUUAUCGUGGGCCUAGGUUUGCCCCAAAGACGAUCUACGCUGGAUACUCUUUCAGUGUGCAUUCGAAAAUAAAGAAUUUCGGGUGCGGUUCCCGCAAAAAACAAACUUGGUACUUCAGACACUAUAUCUCAGCUGCUCAAUUAGGCAUUUCCUAAAACUAGGAUAAGUUAACCACACCGAAGUAACUGUAACUACUCUGCC
This is a messenger RNA of Varroa destructor (honeybee mite), 1597 nucleotides long. RefSeq lists its product as uncharacterized. Gene Ontology annotation, cellular component: cytoplasm; nucleus. The record is from RefSeq and is a predicted model, not a curated record. Gene Ontology annotation, biological process: cell fate commitment; regulation of transcription by RNA polymerase II. Lineage: Eukaryota; Metazoa; Arthropoda; Arachnida; Mesostigmata; Varroidae. Gene Ontology annotation, molecular function: DNA-binding transcription factor activity; RNA polymerase II cis-regulatory region sequence-specific DNA binding.